Harpegnathos saltator (Jerdon's jumping ant) is the source of this 2200-nucleotide messenger RNA. RefSeq lists its product as uncharacterized. The coding region runs from base 470 to 1474 and encodes 334 amino acids. The record is from RefSeq and is a predicted model, not a curated record. Lineage: Eukaryota; Metazoa; Arthropoda; Insecta; Hymenoptera; Formicidae. Gene Ontology annotation, molecular function: 2-oxoglutarate-dependent dioxygenase activity. The transcript is spliced from 2 exons.
CGUUUGCCCUCCAGUCGGAUAUCUACUUCUUAUCAUCUUUCGUCAAUGUAAACAACUAGUUGAUGUCAAAGAGAUGUAAGUAAGGCGACUGAUUCACACAGAUCGUGCACGGAUGUCUGUGCUACCGUAGGUAUCUGUGGACAACAAAUUUGUUUGCGUUGACGCGCGAAGAAUGUCGCAGGCGGUGAUAAAAACGCGUCGUAGAAGAAUGUGCUGAUUAAUCGUUACGUUAUCGAGACGAUCGUAUCGUUGAGAGAUUCUGCAUUAGAAUUAUAUAAAGGAAGAUAUCGCGUACGCACGGUCUGUACAGCCGCAAUUGGCGGAAUAUCGUAUUGUUCCGCCGAAGAGAAUCAAUCGCGGGAACCCAAAGACAACUCUCUCGGGUACUCCCCGCAUUUCACGCAGGGGAAUAUCAUGCGAGCAACAGAUCGGUCGAAAAUCAAAUUGUAACCAGAAUUGUAACGCCAGAAUGGCCGCGUCGGAAAACGACGCGGAGUUCGUGCGAAAGGCGUUUCUCAAGCUGACCAAAGAAUUCAUCCGCCGUGGGGCCGCGACGCACGAUUUGAAAUUUGUCGCGUUGAACGCGAGCGAAAGCGCGAAGAAGCGCGCUCUCGCGAUUCCGCGACGCGCGCACCGGAAGGGAGUCCUGGCGGUAUUACUGGCGUCGUUCCUCUACAGCUUGCUCUGCAACGGAUAUUUGCGAUUUGCGAAUGUUACGACGCUGACGAGUCCGCUGAGGAGCCUCCAAGAGACCCGAUGCCUGUUGCCGAACAAUUACCUCGUGUGGGAAUUUACGAGGCCGGUGUCGAACUGCGACUACUGCCGCGACGUCGACGCGCCGUUGAUCCUGCGGAAUUUGACUCGGGAGGAAUUUCGCGCUUACUCCUACUCGUCGCGGCCCAUGAUAAUCAAGAACGUGAGCUACAAUUGGCCAGCGCGCGAACGGUUCAACCUGCGAUUCUUCCGGGAUCUGUACGAGCGCACCGAGGGUGCUUACGAAUCGGUGGAGGAGGAGUGCCAGUUCCUGCGUUUCAAGAGCAACUUCGCGAACCUGCGCGAGGUGUUCGCGAUGAGCGAACGGCGCGCAUCGCUCCGCGACGGCGAGAACGCCUGGUACGUCGGCUGGAAGAACUGCCAUCCGCGGAUCUUGGACGCGAUGAAACCUUUUUACAGCGUACCCCCCUUCCUGCCGGAGGACGCGGAGAUACCGUACAGCAAUUACAUCUUCUUGGGCUACGAGGAGGGUGCCGUUAUGCACCUGGAUUACAUCUCGCGGCUCAUGUGGCAGGCUCAAGUGAUCGGUAGCAAAACGUGGAUCGUGGCUCCCACGCCGGAAUGCGACAGCGAGUGCAAAUCUUUCGAAUUCUCCGUCGACACGGCGGACAUUGUGUUGCUGGACACGCGAAUCUGGUACCACAGCACUUACGUCGAGAAUGGCGAGUUCAGUCUGACGAUCACCUCGGAAUAUGGAUAGACUUUUAAUCGCGUCUUUUUAAAUUCGCCUAAGAUCGGGUAUCGGGGACUGAAGAUUAUGCGUAUCGAUGAUUGAGAUUUGACCAAUCGUGACGAAGCGAGCCAAAGUCCAAAUUAAUUGAUUCGUCAAAUUCUGACUUUUAAUUCGCAAUCUUCAGUCUCUGACACCUACUCUGAUGAGGGCUGCUCGGACGAGGUUCCACAAGCUCUCCUUUUUAUCCGUCCGCAAGUAUCAGGGAAUCCGCAUGUCCACGUACAAUGUAUAAACGUCGUUUCCUAUCCGUGAACAUGGGAAUUUUGUUGAAAUUCCGCUUGCCUGCGUUUCAUCGGUCUCAAUAAUUCUUUGAUCUACUUUUUUUUUUCUCCACGCGUUAUCAUCUGGAUGAGAAAAACUGUUGCAACGAAAGAAUCAAUUAAGUGUAUAUAUUAUUAAGAAUGAAGCUAGCUGUCGAGAGAACGUCCAGAAUUCUUAACAUGCAAACUAUCUCUCGUUAAAUUGUAUAUAGAUCGUUCAAAGGAAGAUUUACAUUGAUCCCCACUUUUUAUACUCGCGCUAUGUAUCGUAUAUUUUCUUUUUUGUAUUUUUGAAUAAAGAAUUGAAAAAAACAUGUUAUGUAUAACUUUCUGCCGAAUAUGUGUGUGUGUGUGUGUGUAGAUGUGUGUAUAUAGUCGGUACGUGAAUUGAUCCCUCACGCGUGUUUACAUGUGUGUAAACUUUUAUUACAUA